AUGGCAUCUGGAAAUAUCGUGAAACUGGACAUUGGUGGCACCGUCUUCAAAACCACGAAAUCCACGUUGACAAGAUUCGAUGGAAUGCUCAAAGUGAUGAUGGAAACUGAAAUUCCUGUCGAAAAAGACGAAUCAGGAUGCAUUUUCAUCGAUCGCUCGCCAAAACAUUUCGAUGGAAUUCUGAAUUUUCUGAGAGAUGGUCAAGUGACGCUUCCGGAUUCCGAAAAAGAGAUUCUAGAAAUUCAACAAGAAGCUCAGUUUUAUCAAUUGGAUGGUUUGAUGGAAUUGUGCAAAAUACAAUUGGAGCCUACCAAUAACUUCCGAAUCAUUGAAACCGACAAGGAGAUGCUCGAAAUCAUCACUCAUCCAAAAAAAUCAGUUCUUGUUAUCCACCUUCCAGCUUAUCACGAUGGUACUAUUACAUACCCGCUUGGAUUUGAUGCAAACAUUUUAUCGACAAAAUAUGGAUCGAACUUUGACAUUUAUUACAAACCGUACAAAAUAAAUAACGAUCUUCCCAAGGAGGCAGCACCCAAAGCGCCUCCACACGCACAUCCCUGCAAGGAGGCCUUGAAGGAGCCCUUUUUCGUUAUUUAUCAGGCUGGCUGCAUUCAUGCCCGUCCACGACGACAUAUGCGUGGAACAGUGACGUUCAUGCAAGCGGUUGAAAACGAAAUCGCUCUACGUUAUAAAUUAAAUGAUUCCACUCUAAAGAUGUCAUCUGGAAAUAUCGUGAAACUGAACAUCGGCGGAACCGUCUUUCAAACCACGAAAUCCACGUUGACAAGAUUCGAUGGAAUGCUCAAAGUGAUGAUUGAAACUGAAAUCCCUGUCGAAAAAGACGAAUCCGGAUGCAUUUUCAUCGAUCGUGAUCCAACUCACUUCAGAUUAAUUCUGAAUUUUCUGAGAGAUGGUCAUGUGGCGCUUCCGGAUUCCGAAAAAGAGAUUCUAGAAAUUGAACAAGAAGCUCAGUUUUAUCUAUUGGAUGGUCUGAUGGAGUUGUGCAAAAGACAAUUGAAGCACUCUGCCGAAAAGAAAAUUCCACCCAACCAUAACCUUCGAAUCAUUGAAACUGACAAGGAGAUGCUCGAAAUCAUUACUCAUCCGAAAAAAGCAGUUCUUAUUUUCCACCUUCCAGUUACUAACGGUGGGAUUAUUAUUUACCCAGAUGGAUUUAAUGCCAACACUGUUUCGAUGAAGUAUGGAUCGAUUUUUGACAUUUAUUACAAACCGUAUAAAGCACAUCAAGACCUUCCCAGCGACCCGUAUUUCAAUAUUUAUGAGGUUAACUCCAUUCGUCUCGGUCCAAAUUCAUCAUUUUACCAGAAUAAAUUUUCCCAGUUCAUGGUACAGCUUGAACGCGGAAUCGCCAACCAUAUCCAAAACAAUGGUUAUUAA
Caenorhabditis remanei is the source of this 1398-nucleotide messenger RNA. RefSeq lists its product as uncharacterized. Gene Ontology annotation, biological process: protein homooligomerization. The record is from RefSeq and is a predicted model, not a curated record. Lineage: Eukaryota; Metazoa; Nematoda; Chromadorea; Rhabditida; Rhabditidae. Bases 1 to 1398 code for a protein of 465 amino acids. Gene Ontology annotation, molecular function: protein binding. The transcript is spliced from 9 exons.